AAACGACUCGUCUGAGGACGCAGAGCCAAUCGCCGAGUUGAGUGGGCUGGGCUGAGGGCUAAUCGAAGGAGUUGGCAAAAAUUAAAAAUGGCGCCCAGCUCGAAAUCUGAAAAAGACGACAAACAAAAACAACAGAAGAAACACAAAUAUCAUAUCAUCAAACUCCUCACGCGUGGACAGCUAAACGGGCAGAUCUCUCAGCGGCUGUUUCGGAAACUUCCCCCGCGUGUCUACAUCCCUCUGAAGACCAUCGUCAGCGAGGAGUUCCUCAGAGCCGGGCACGUCUUCUUGGGCUUCACUAAGUGUGGCCGUUACAUUCUGUCCUACACCAGUGACUGCGGAGAAGAUGAUGACUUUUCCUUCUACACCUAUCACCUGUACUGGUGGGAGUUUAACCUCCACAGCCGCCUCAAACAGGUGCAUCAUGUGCGUUUGUUUACGGGGGAAGAUAUCUACAGCGACCUGUAUUUAACUGUGUGUGAGUGGCACAAUGAUCAUUCCAAGCUGGUUAUCUUUGGCUUCAACACGCGGAGCUCAAGUACAGCGCUGAUGAACAUGAUGAUGAGUGAUGAGAACAACAGGGACAUUUACAUCACCAUCACCUCCAUGCCUCCAGAGAAACCCUGCAAGCAGUGCUGCCCCACCUCCUCCAUAUCCACCAUACGCACAGGUGGCGAGUGUCUGCAGCAUGGGUACGUCCUGAACGCCCGCUAUCAGGUGGUUUACCCCUUUCCCACGUUCCAGCCAGCCCUCCAGCUGAAGAAGGAUCAAGUGAUUCUAUUGAACACCAGCUACUCUCUGGUGGCCUGUGCCAUCUCGCUCUGCUCAGGAGAUCAACAGCAGGACAGUCAGAAUAAUCAGAUUCUGUACAGGAAGAGAGAACCUUUAUCAUCUCCACCCGCUGGACUGACAUCGCCAUCUUCAACAUCAUCUGCCUCAUCUCAGGGGUCACCCGACCCCAGACACCUAAAACCUCACAUCGCUACUCUCUCUCCCGGCCAAUCACAGGCCGCCGUGCGGGCCAGAGAGUUCGCCGCUGACAUUUUCCGCCGAGCUCAAGCAGGUGCGAAGACGACUGACCACGACAGAUGCAAAGCCAAAGAAAAGGCAGAGGCAGGCACCCACCGCUCGCCUAGAGAACGAGACACGGAGGUCCCAGGACCUUCAACUUCCUCCUCUGGGCGAAGCAGGAGUUUAGCUCCGCCCACAGAGCCAGAGGACACCGCGUUGUGUAACAGAGUCAUGUCUCCCACCUCGUCUCUCUCCUCCCUGUCUCCUCGUGCCCCUGAACCUUCCUCCUCCUCAGAGCCCGCUUACGUCAACUACACAACUCUCAGAUACAGACUGCAGCAGCCCACCGCGGCGGAGCAGCCAAACGGAGAAGAGGAUGAUAAAGUUCAGCUUCCCUUCACCGUGACCGAUCUGAAGGGACGAAACUUACAGCUGGUGACAGGACAGUACAGCGGACAGUGUGUGUGUAUCGAGCAGCUGACGCUGGAUUUUGAAUAUUUGAUAAACGAGGUCAUCAGGAAUGAUGCGGAGUGGGGGGGGCAGUUCUGCUCUUUCAGUGACUAUGACGUCGUCAUCCUCGAGGUUUGCCCCGAGACGAAUAUUGUGGUGAUAAAUAUUGGCUUACUGUUGCUGGCCUUCUCUAAUUGUGAGGAUGAGCACUGCAGACCAAAGUCGUUUCACUCCAGUCUGCAAGUGAGCUGGGAUUUAAACACAGGAGCGUGCCGCACGGUGGGCGUGGGUGACCUGACAGAGGUCAAAGGCCAAACCAGUGGAAGCGUGUGGAGCUCGUACAGGAAGUCCUGUGUGAAUACAGUCAUGAGGUGGCUGGUCCCAGAGAGCAGCUCACGCUACAUCAACCGCAUGACCAAUGAGGCUCUCCACAAAGGUUCUUCUCUUCAGGUGUUAGCUGAUAAUGACAGGGGAACAUGGAUUGUUCUCUGAGCAAAAAACGACAAUGAACACCCUAACUGUUCCAUCAAUGCUGCUCUGCUGUAGGACACAAGGCCUGAAGAAACAGUGUCAUACGCCUGCUAGAUUUCAACAAUCGCCAUUCAAAUGCAAAAAAACUGGUUUAAUCCCCUGAAACAUCCUUGUUCAUUCUGAAGUCUUCCAGUUAAAUUUAUAAACUUGUUUUUUAAUGUUAGCCGUAAUGAAAUGAGGUUCUUGUUGAAAAUGGGAUUUGUGAAGUUAUUAUAAGAGGAUGAUCCGUCUUUUUUAGUUGAUUUUGUUUGUUUGUUUCAGGAUACAGUUGUUUACGUUUUUUUUAAAACAUGAAGAGGCCAAUCACAGCUGUAGACCCUCCCUCUUUUUGUUAAAUACUGGUCAUGGCCUCACAGCUGGAUUGGAUGAGAAUGUCGUUUUUACUCGACAUUAUUUUAUUUUUUAUACAAUUAAAUCUUUCUUCUAUA
Triplophysa dalaica is the source of this 2420-nucleotide messenger RNA. RefSeq names its product DDB1 and CUL4 associated factor 15 (gene dcaf15). Gene Ontology annotation, biological process: protein ubiquitination. Lineage: Eukaryota; Metazoa; Chordata; Actinopteri; Cypriniformes; Nemacheilidae. The record is from RefSeq and is a predicted model, not a curated record. Gene Ontology annotation, cellular component: Cul4-RING E3 ubiquitin ligase complex. The coding region runs from base 88 to 1953 and encodes 621 amino acids. The transcript has 13 exons.